Messenger RNA from Ilyonectria robusta, 2287 nucleotides. RefSeq lists its product as uncharacterized. Lineage: Eukaryota; Fungi; Ascomycota; Sordariomycetes; Hypocreales; Nectriaceae. The transcript has a single exon. The record is from RefSeq and is a predicted model, not a curated record. The coding region runs from base 183 to 2114 and encodes 643 amino acids.
UCUUGGCAACGUGAAAUGCUGCGAACGCGCUACACAUCGCGCAAGCGACCACCGUGACAAACUAAUUUAUCUUGCAUCAUCUCUCUCAGAGCCAUCCUCCCUUCAAUUAUACUCGCCCGGUAAAUGUCAGGGACUGUUCUUCGCCACAGCUCAUCGCGUUCUCCAUUCCAAGUACUCAGUCCAUGCUCGCAACGACCAUGGAUCCCCCCGAAUCGUAUACGAGCGACUUGAAACAGCCAAACACCGAAGUUUCCUCACGCGACAACGACACGACUAUUACAUUUACGACCUCACUUCAAACCCCUGAGAAACUUCUCGGCGUUGAUGGUGAUAUUCUCAUUCCUAAACCGGAGGAUAUCGAUCGUGUUUUCCAAGAAGGUCGAGAAACGUGGGCGCAAUUAGUCGCAUUAGCCGAGUCCCUUCCUCGGAAUUCGUUGCCAGCAGGUCUCGAUGAUCCAUCCAUCAUGUUGAACGAUGUGCCUGCGCUACCACCUCUUCCGGAAGCCGAUCUACUGACUGGACGGCCAGUAUGGCACAUACCGAGCACCGAGCAUGGCCAAGAUGACAAGACACAUAACAAAGGUUGGGAUCUCGAACAAGUAUCUGGCACGCAAAAACAUUUCACUCUUUCAUUUUCUGCGCCGAUUGAGUGUUAUGCAUCACCCCAAGUAAACUCAGCUACUCCUCGAGGUCUCUUACUCUUGACACUAUGCUGGUCGUACAUUCUCUCUGUCCGGCUUUGGGAACUCCAGGGCAAGACUGCUACGUACACUAUGCAAGCACUACAACCGAGAACAACCAAGGUUUCACACACUCGACAAGAUGAGAUCAAUCUCGAUAUGAGAGCGCCUGCGUCCCGCGAUUUAGUCAGGUGGCUCUCUGCUAUCCUUGCAUCGAAACCUGGCUGGUCAGUCGAAGGAGGAGGCUUCGCACCAUGGGCCGCAUUCUGUUCUGGAGAUGCACAAUUUGCCAUUUUCACCGACGAGGUCGUAACAUUUGCCCCAAAGGAUCGACCGCCCAGCUCGGACAAGGCCACAGAACUUCUCAUAGAGCUCUGCAGCUUGUAUGGAUUUGAGCCCAGCAAGCGCAAGGGCGGAAGGUUUGAUUCAUUAUCUCCGGUUACAGCAGCAUUUCUGGCGGCACUUGCGCUCCCAUUCUAUCGUUCUGUUGGCCUGCAGCCGCACUUUUCCACAUCUACACUGAGAAGACGCAGUAUAGACCAAGCAGAGCUAGAACCCAUACGUCAAUAUGUCGCGGAUCUACGGUAUUACAUGACGUUGAGUAUGCACCCGAUGUCUGUUGGGUCCAUUAUUUGGAGCGUAUUCUGGCAGCCAGCAGUUCAAUGUAAUGUUGUCAGUCCAUGGUUGAGUUCUAUCCUCAGUGUGGUGCGACCAAUUAUUGACGCGGGAAACUUGGACAUGCUCGCGAAAACGUUUGCAUUCCGUCGUCCGCGCGUUGCUCUAUGGUGGCAAGGCAUUUUCCUUCUUGGAAACCCUGCUAUCCCUGGCUUUAUUGUGCGUUACCUGGAGACGCUUGAGGAACGCUGGGGUUAUGGGUCGAUGGCACCGCCAGAUACCACUGUUUCUGCAUGGACUGGGUCACCUCAGUCUUUCCUAGACGAGGAAUCGUCGUCUAUUUAUUCUGAUCUGAAAGACUUGGUUCCAAGGGCUGACCUUCUCAGACUUCGCUAUAACUUUCGCCUACAAGACACAACAUCUGUUCUACUAUCGUGGCGACCUUUUGGAGUUGUCCCCAAGCAGGAGAUCGAGCUUGAACUCUGGCCCUCGUUGGAACACCACGCGAGCAGAUCCUACUUACAUUGGGUCUGGUGGAUGAAGAAGGGAGAAAACGUGGUGGGUCAUGAUAUUCAGCGCGGGUUCCGGAAGGACACUGGCAGGCUCGUUCCGGAUGUAGCUGACCACCUGGACACAACCUCUUUGGAUCAUGUUACGAAAUGCAGUUGGGAUGUAAACCUAGAACCAUCACGGGAAGCUACACUUCGAAUGGUGAGCUUCUGCAUGGAGGACGUCAUAGGGGAUCGAGAUGAUGAAAUAUCAGCCGUCCCAGGCAUCAAAACACACCCAUGGCUGGAGGACUGGAGAGGCCUUGAGUGAGUAUGGAACGUAAUUGGGAUACAAAUGAUUGUCUCUUCGGGCAUUGCUUGAUACAUCUAGAAGAGCCUGUAGUGUUGACAAGUUAAUAGAAGCAAUCAGAAUCAUUAACAUGCGAUGAAAAGAUCUUAGAAUCCCCGACGAAGCCGGUCAUGGACAGGGAGGACACAAAGUGC